AUGGGCUUCGUUGAUCGAUGGGAUACAACCCAGGCCCUUAUCUCCACUCGAUUAUCCAAACCCGUCCGACCCUUCCUCGCACUCCAUUUGAUCUCCAGCUCCACCAUAUUUAUCCUCUCCAUCCUCUCCAUCGAGACCAAUGCCUCCACCUCCCACUUUUUGCGCCACCUCAUUGACAGCGCCGACCUAUCGUCCGUCAUCUUUGUCGACAAACGGGGUAACAUUGGAGACUGGCGAAUCGCCCCUGCACGGGUAGUGAACAUCACCGAUGUACAGGAGGAUGGUAGCAGCAACAGCCUUGUGUGUAACGACCAAGGAACAAAGUGCAAGGUCGUGGAGGGAAAGACAAAGAAGGUGGCAUCCAAACAGAAAGCAGAGGCAGAAUCAGAGUCGGAAGAUUCUGACUCUGAUUCUGGGUCAUCUUCCGACUCUGACUUUGGGUCUGACUCUGGUUUUGAAACAGAGUUUGGCAACUCGACCAGCACGGGCACGGCCAACGAGAGCCAAUCUACGAGUACCAUCACCACUGUCUCGACCCUCCAGGGCAAUGCCAUCACAACUCGGCUGUUGGCUGUGCCAACCGUCGUGACGUCCAGCGGCCAGGUGGUGACCACCUCAAUCCUCAUGCACGAGGCAGACGCUACCCUUGCAGAUAUCGAGAGUUCGUCUUUGUCCACGGGCAAUGUGCCCACUUCGACCAGUGUCGCUUCAUCAGCUGUGACUGUGCGGACCUCUAGCUCUUUGACUGCGUCUUCCACAUCUACAACCGCCCUCAGCACAUCCGCCUCCCUAGUCGCAACAUCUACCACGAGCGCGAGCCAGGUAGUUUCCUCCGUCGCCACCUCUUCGUCUUCGGUGACCAGCAAUGCUUCGUCUUUGGCGUCAGCAUCCCCUUCUGCGCAAGAAACAACAGAGUCAGCGUCAUCCGCAUCUUCCGCAUGGGGCGAAUCAUCGCCGUCUUCUGGUGAUGAAGUUCAGGCUGGCCGACGAAACGCUUUAUCGAGGCAUCCUCCCCCUCCCAAGUUUUACAGAAGACGAAGGGUUGAAAAGAAAAACAAAUCAAAUGGCGAAGACUCGUCCGACGAUGAACAGACUGAUAGCAUCCCGUCAAGACGCGAUAGCGCUAAGCACCGAUCUCACAAGCGUCUAUUCUUUGCAGGCGCCAGAUUGGAGAUUUUCAACACUACGGGUUCUACAGCUAGCAUCGCCGACUUUAUCGCUACCACAGCCACAAGUUCCGAAGCGUCUGCUGUUACCACCGCUACCACGUCCGCCGACUCUGACUCUGAUUCGGGGGUCGAUUCAAUAGUUCUACCCAAAGGCAUGACUGUUGCUCAACUCAAUAAACUUCUCGAAGAAGAACCGGACCAGUUUGAGGGCAUCAUCACGAGCCCCAAAAGGCUUACUGCUUCGGUUCCCAUCAAGAGCUCUUUGGACGGUGUCAAGCCUGUCCAGGGCGAAGACGGGACGAUUAUCGGGGCCAACAUAACAGGCAUAACAGGGGUUGGUGGAGGUGUUGACACUUUUGUUUCUCAACAAUGUGCUGCUGGAUUCGCUUGGUCAGUCAACUCAUUGGACAACUUUGUCAGAGAAGAAAUCGUGCUGGCAUGUUUCUUCAUGUGGGUUUUAGGCCUCGCCGUCGUAGCCGUGUUGAACGAGUCCAUACCUCACCUUAUGGCCCUGCUGUUCUCUCUCGUCCUCACCAUCGCCUGGUCAGCCAACGACCUUCGUCUCUCGUUUGCAUUUUGGAGAAAGUUCUCAGAGAUGGUUCAAAACAACUGUGGAGACGAUUCUUCAUUUUUUCCCGAUUACCUCGCAAAGAGAGGGCAUCAACGUACUGACGCUAGGGCUGAGCGGCUGGGGGUGCUGGAAACUGAGAGACAGCUUCGGACAUUCCAGAGGAUUGGGGCUUCGUCUACCAUGAACAAGAUGUACAAGCUUGUUCUUGGACUUUCCAUCAUUCUGCAACUGGAUGCUUUUGUGCUGGUCACCUUCUUUGCUCUCUACCUUGAUCAAAUUACUCGGGGCCAAGCGAGCUACUUUAUGAGCAAUUGUAAAGCAUUCCAGGCUCUGUACUCUAUCCUGGUUAUCAUGCUUUUCCCAUGGCUCUACUUUGGCUGGAAGUCUAUCAGGACCGAGAGCCGUAUACAGUUCAUGGUGUUCAUCGGUCUCUCUGUUUUCUUUCUUGCCGGGUGGGCGAUUUCAUUCGCCAGUCCUACCUUCCGUACCACCUUUACACACUGGUCUUUUUUCAAAGCUCUGGGUAUCCUUGCCUUGAUUUUGACUGUUGCGAGUCUCGUGCUCGCUGUCCUGCGACGAAUGACUUUUGGACGCGGGCUGAGUGAGUAUUUGGAGAUCGGAGAUGAUGUGGGCAAGUGGACGUCUCUCGGAGGCGGGGGCGGGGGACUAGGGGAAAAGGAGACGGAAGUGAGAGUGGAGGAUGUCAGGAGCGAGGGAAGGAAAGAGGCACUGCCUACCUUUUCAACGAUCUUUGGGCCGGGCCCGGUGCCACCACCGCGAAGAAUGUUUUCCAAUACUCAAGGUGUUCAGGCCAUACGCCAGUGGCAGACAGAAUCCAACAGGGCUUCUUCGGCGCCUUCAUGGGCGGCUGGCGAUGACCAGCGACGAGACCUCUGA
This is a messenger RNA of Cryptococcus wingfieldii CBS 7118, 2637 nucleotides long. RefSeq lists its product as hypothetical. Bases 1 to 2637 code for a protein of 878 amino acids. The record is from RefSeq and is a predicted model, not a curated record. Gene Ontology annotation, cellular component: Golgi apparatus. Lineage: Eukaryota; Fungi; Basidiomycota; Tremellomycetes; Tremellales; Cryptococcaceae. The transcript is spliced from 10 exons.